AUGGGAAGUGUAUUCUCCUCCCUUUUACCUUGCUUCAAACAAGGUCACCGUCAUCACUCGUCGGAGCGUCACUCUUCGUCGGCAGCAGCGACGGCGGCGCAUCCGUCUCAUUCCAAUCCGAUCGAUUCUCUCUGUGAGCCGUUGGAUGAGACUUUGGGUCAUUCUUACUGCUACGUCCCGUCUUCUAAUCGCUUCAUUUCUCCGUUUCCUUCCGAUCGGUUCGUCUCUCCUUCCGGUUCCUUCCGGUUAUCUCCCUCGCGUGAACCGGGUCGGAUCCGAGCUUCAAGAUCUUCCGAGCAGCUUCACACCGGAAGGUUUGUGACGAUUUCUGGCGCUUCCGUUAGCGCCAAUACCUCGAAUUCCAAAACUGUCCUUCAGCUUGAAGAUAUUUACGAUGAUGCCACUGUGAGCACUUUCGGCGGCGGCGUUAGGAGCAAUGUCGUUAAUGCCAAUGGCUUUGAAGGAACGUCGUCGUUUAGUGCUCUUCCGCUUCAGCAUGUGCCGUCAGGUCCGGAUCAGUCGGGUCUCUUCAUGUCGGGUCCGAUCGAAAGAGGCGCGACUUCAGGUCCGUUGGAUCCGGCCGGAGAGAUUUCGAGAUCUGAUUCCGCGUCGAAGAAGAGACGGAAAAGGAAGAAGAGCCUUUCAUGGGAGAGGAAGCAACGGUCAUGGGUUCUUCCCGUGUUGAACAUCGUUAGACCCGACGGUGGCGUUCCCGUCAAGGAUGUCACCGGAGAGAAGGGAAGUGGCGAUUUGCAGUGGGCAUUGGGGAAGGCAGGUGAGGAUAGAGUGCAAUUAGCGGUUUUCGAGAAGCAAGGAUGGCUUUUUGCUGGAAUCUACGACGGUUUCAAUGGACCUGAUGCUCCGGAGUUUUUGAUGGCUAAUCUCUACCGUGCUGUUCAUAGUGAGUUACAGGGGUUGUUCUGGGAAUUGGAGGAAGAAGAUGAUAAUCCAACAGUAAGAAAUUCGACGGAUGAGAGUAGGUUAGAUAGUAACACUCUAGAGUUAGAGCAACAAGGUAAAGUUGAGGCUCAAGUCGACGAAAGGGCGAGUUCGAGCUGUCAAGCAACAGAGAAAGAAGAAAACGAGAUAGGAAAGAGAUUGACGUCUCCAUUGGAGGUUGUACAAGUGAAGGAGAAGAAACGGCUAUGGGAGCUUCUUGCAGAGUGUCAAGCAGAAGAUGCGUUGGAUCUUUCAGGUUCUGAUAGGUUUGCAUUCUCAGUGGACGAUGCUAUUAGUGUAGGCAAUGCCGUGUCACUGGGAAGUACGAGGUGGUUGCUUUUAUCGAAACUGAAGCAGGGUUUAUCUAAACGGGGAAUGUCUGGGGGGAAGUUGUUCCCAUGGAAGUUUGGUGUGGAGGAAAAUGAAACUGAGGAGGUAGAUAAUAUUAAAGUAGAAGAAAAGGUUGAGAAGAGGAAAAAGAGACGAAAAGCGGGUACGGUUGAUCAUGAGUUGGUUCUAAAGGCAAUGUCAAAUGGUCUUCAAUCCACAGAGCAAGCAUUCUUAGAAAUGACUGAUAAGGUUCUCAAUACAAAUCCUGAGCUUGCAUUGAUGGGUUCAUGCCUACUGGUUGCGCUGAUGAGAGAUGACGAUGUGUAUAUAAUGAACAUAGGGGAUAGUAGGGCUCUUGUUGCACGGUAUCAGGUUGAAGAAACAGGUGCGAGUGUGGAGACAGGAAGAGUAGAAGAAAGACACAAUGGUUUAGACAAAGAGCAUUCGGUUGUGGAUAAUAAGGAUACUACAGUGAAUAACAAAGCCCCUUUGCCGCACACAAAACUGGUUGCUUUGCAGCUGACAACAGAUCACAGCACGAGCAUCGAAGAUGAAGUAACCAGAAUAAAAAACGAACACCCCGACGACAGCCAUUGCAUAGUGAACGACAGAGUUAAAGGACGGCUUAAGGUGACCAGGGCGUUUGGAGCAGGGUUCUUGAAGCAGCCCAAAUUGAACGAUGCUUUACUGGAGAUGUUUCGAAAUGAAUACAUUGGUACGGAUCCAUACAUAUCAUGCACACCUUCCCUUCGACACUACCGGCUAACAGAGAAUGAUCAGUUUAUGGUACUCUCGUCUGAUGGAUUAUACCAAUACCUGAGCAAUGAGGAAGUUGUAUCUCUUGCCAUGGAGAAGUUUCUAGAUGGAGAUCCUGCUCAACAUGUUAUACAGGAACUUCUAGUCCGUGCAGCCAAGAAAGCUGGAAUGGGUUUUCACGAGCUUCUGGAUAUCCCGCAAGGAGAUCGAAGAAAAUAUCACGACGAUUGCACUGUAUUAGUGAUAGCACUCGGAGGAAGUAGGAUCUGGAAGUCAUCAGGAAAGUACUUUUGA
Arabis nemorensis is the source of this 2319-nucleotide messenger RNA. The record is from the annotation of a GenBank genome assembly. Lineage: Eukaryota; Viridiplantae; Streptophyta; Magnoliopsida; Brassicales; Brassicaceae.